Messenger RNA from Anopheles bellator, 1212 nucleotides. RefSeq names its product sorbitol dehydrogenase-like. Bases 19 to 1113 code for a protein of 364 amino acids. The record is from RefSeq and is a predicted model, not a curated record. The transcript has 2 exons. Lineage: Eukaryota; Metazoa; Arthropoda; Insecta; Diptera; Culicidae. Gene Ontology annotation, biological process: D-sorbitol catabolic process. Gene Ontology annotation, molecular function: L-iditol 2-dehydrogenase (NAD+) activity; zinc ion binding.
GUCUUAGUCAGAAUCAUAAUGGCUCCACCACAGCAGAAUAUGGCCGCAGUCUGCUACGGCCGGGACGACUUACGCUUGGUGGCUAUUCCGAUUCCUGAGCCAGCCUUCAACGAGGUUGUACUGGAGGUAGACACCUGUGGCAUCUGUGGAACAGAUGUUCAUUUCCUUAAGGAAGGUGGAUUCGGUGAUCAGAAGCUGAUUCGUCCACUGGUGCUUGGCCACGAGUCGGCUGGCGUAGUGCGCAAGGUAGGCAGUUCAGUGACCCAUCUGAAGGUGGGCGAUCGGGUAGCGAUCGAACCGGCGGCCGGCUGUCGAGUGUGUGACCUUUGCAAGGCGGGCAAGUACAACAUCUGCCUCAAUGGCAAGCACUGUCCGACGAAAAACCACGACGGAAACUGUUCGAAUUACUUUGCUCACUACGCGGACUGCUGCUUCAAGAUGCCAGAUCACAUGACUAUGGAAGAGGGUGCCCUGCUGGAACCACUGGCCGUCGGUGUGUACGCCGGUCGGCAAGCGGACAUCCGGCUCGGUAGCAGCGUCGUCAUAUUUGGGGCAGGGCCAAUCGGCUUGAUUUGUCUCAUCGUGGCCAAGGCAAUGGGGGCCACCAGAACGGUCGUUCUCGAUUUGGCAAAGGCAGCCAAACGGUUGGACAUGGCGAAGAAGCAUGGUGCCACGGCCACGAUUCCGAUCGCCGCCACCGACAAGGAAGAUGAUCUCGUGAAACGGAUCCACGAGGCACUCGGUGGGCCAGCGGACCGUGUGCUGGAGUGUAGUGGUUCCCAAUCGGGUAUGCGCGUGGCCAUUAAGGCAACCCGAAAUGCGGGCGUCGUGUGUCUGGUCGGUUUGGGUAACGAAGAAGUGCAACUACCAAUGGUGGACGCCAUUUCCCGUGAAAUCCAAAUCAUUACCGUCAUGCGGUACAACCACGACUAUCCUGCUGCGAUGGAAAUUGUGUCCAGCGGGUACGUUAACGUAAAGCCACUGGUGUCCCACCAUUUUGAUCUAAAAGACGUAAACGAGGCGUUCCGCGUGGCUGCAUCCGGGGAAGGUUUCAAAGUUAUGGUGCACCUUACGCCAAGGGACAGCAACAACGCCAAGAAGUUUAUUAAUUAAGUGUGACUUCUGCUUUUUUGGCUUGAAAAAACGAUAACGAUAUUCGAUUUCAAGCGAGGGUCUAUGGUAGACAGCCCCUUCAACGGUAGCUGAUAAAUA